AUGGGUAACCGAGGAGCACGACGAAACCAAGCUGCAUAUGGUGGAGAUCCAUACUUAAAUCAAUACGGAACUGGAUAUGGUUAUGGUGCUCAACCAGGACUUGCCGGUUACGGUCCAUACACAGGAUAUGGUGGUCGACAAGCAGGUGUCAUCACUACCCCGGGAACCAUUGUGCAAGAGCCAUGGGCAGUAACACAAUGGACUGAAUAUUACAUUCCAACAGUGGCUGGUCGUCAAAAACGACCAGUUAUCUACAUUGCUGCACCAUUACCAGCAGCCAACCCGUGUGGUGGCUUUGGUGGUGGUCUUCCUUUGGGAGGUGGCUUCGGCGGCGGCCUUCCAUUAGGAGGCGGUUUCGGUGGAGGCCUUCCAAUUGGAGGCGGCUUCGGUGGCGGCCUUCCAAUUGGAGGCGGCUUCGGUGGCGGUCUUCCACUAGGAGGUGGUUUCGGUGGAGGUCUUCCUAUGGGAGGCGGUUUCGGAGGAGGCCUUCCGAUGGGAGGCGGCUUCGGUGGAGGUCUUCCACUAGGAGGCGGCUUCGGUGGAGGUCUUCCAAUGGGCGGUGGAUUCGGUUCUAAUCUUGGUUAUCAAGCCUUGCCGAUGAUGACUGUCGCCUAUGGCGGUGGUAUUCCGGGUGUUCCAGCACUUGGUGGUGGUCUGGGUGGAGGUCUUGGUGGAGGUCUUGGAGGACUCGGUGGAUUGAGCGGACUAGGAGGAUUAGGUGGUGGUUUACCUCUCUAUUAA
Messenger RNA from Adineta ricciae, 741 nucleotides. The record is from the annotation of a GenBank genome assembly. Lineage: Eukaryota; Metazoa; Rotifera; Eurotatoria; Adinetida; Adinetidae.